CCAGACACAGACACGCCCACUUUAUAUUCAUAAUGCAUACAUACACAUAGCCUGGGAUUACUUCACUAGAGAGGGACAGAACAUAAGCCAUGUCAGUCUUAGACAGUUUCCUCUCCUCCAUUAGACGUGGAACGAGGCAGGCAGCUCCAGUCCACGAAUCCAGACCACAGGAAAAUGACCUGGCUCUGCAAACAUUGAAAAGAAAGUAUAGAGAAUACUUGCAAUGCGAAGACACUCAAGAAAAAGAGACCAAGUUAUUCCAAAUGGUGCCCCUCUUCAACAAGUCCUGCACUAGGAUGGAGGAAAGCGUACUUGUCGAGAAGUUCCCCGAGGUUUUCGAUUUCGCCGAGAACGUUUCGUUCAUAUUUGUUCGCCAUGUAACCCAGCUGGCCCAGACCAGCCCGAGCUCUUUGCUUGAAUAUUUUGAAAGUGAUGGAGAGACGCCCUCAGCAGGGAUCAGUCUACUAAAAGCCAUUGCUGUCCUCUCCCGUGGCCCUGAUACAAUAGUGAAUGCGAUGAUGUCUUCUAAUCUCAGCUCAAUUCUGAUGAGAUGUCUCUAUCUCUUCCUUGACCUUCCCACUCCUGCUUCUUCUGAAAGCCCUUCUUUAGGUAGAGGUACAAAGACGUCUUCACAGCAGCGAUCACAGCAGCGAUCAGAGCUUCAGAAACUAUUCAUCAGAGUCAUUAACAGGUUGUUGAGGCAUGCUCAAGCUGUUGAUGCUCUCCUCAAGUUUGAUGACCUUUCAUUGCUCUUCUGUGCCAUAUCCUCUCCCUGCAGCUCUUACAAUAAAAUAUGGAGGAAGGCAUCAGCUGAAGCUGUAAUGACCGUCUGUAAAUACUCAUUAUCAGACGAGGUCAUUAGUUACGUACACAAGAAAAACUGCAUUAGUUUUUGUGUGAGGAAUAUUAAGAAUUUCGCUGACAAGCAGUCACCACUAGAAGUGACUGAGAUACUGGUAGCACUCUCCUGCUGUCUUAAGGAUUCAUCAGAGUUCUCUAACAGUCUUAUUGAUGAUUUCUCUGCCGGCGAGGGUUAUCAGUUUCUAUUCAGUUUCCUCCUAAUGCUGGAUGGUAGAGGGGAACAAGAUGCUAAAGAUGCUCAGAGACACGUCGUCUUGCUAACGUCUGAUCUCGUGUAUUGUGGACAUAAACCGAUGGAUAUAGUUAUGAACGACCCCGGUCCUUUUAAUCCUGGCUUUAUCAUACCCGCACCUUUGAACAGUGCUACCACAGUUAGGAAUAAAGAUGCCUUCCUCGUCCUACACAAUGCUUUCUUGCACUCCACUUCGAGCCAUCUUGGUAAGGAUAUCAUUGACUCCAUCAUUAAUAUAUACAAGUGCGAUUCUGCCAAUUUCUUUAUGCUGGAGCCCCUCCACACUCUCUCAUCAUUCCUUGAGGCUUUGGAGAAUAAGAAUGAAGAUGUGCAGAUCAGUGUGUUUCGCUUGCUUGAUUUCGUUAUAGCAGAACUCAAUUAUGUACCGACCUCAGCGCUAACCAGUGUGGGACUUUUGCUGGAAAAAUUUGAGUAUCCAAGAUUGCAGUGCCUAGCUCUUAAUAAUAUUUUAAAGUUCAUAAGUCAUAAAGCUUCAUUUAAGGACAUAUAUCGGGAGGCUGGGAUACUCAUACUCCUGGUUAAUGCACUCAAGACGCUCACCAAUCAAAUAAAGGAGACAGAGAAAGAGAAAACUGAACAAGAUUUAUUGUCAGUUGAUGGUCUAGCAGGAGAUGCUGGGGACACUUAUCAUUCACUCAACUCUCCGUCUCUCUCUCUCUCCAACCCUCAGGGACAAACUGAGGAGUCCAUAUUCCUCAUCAUUGAAUCACUAAGAGCCACCAUUGAAGGGUCUGAUAUUAAUGGUCGAGCAUUCCGUGAGGCCGGGGGCAGCAUUUGUGUGAUGGAUAUGCUCAAUUUCAAGAGAUACAGGAGAAUGGCUCUAAGACUAAUGACACAGCUGGUCCUGUUAGAUGAGGGUUAUGUUCAUAUUGGUAAACUCCUUGAUAUACUGAACACUGCCAAAUCAACAGACGUCGAUCUUCGUAUCGACAUCCUUCAAACGAUACUAGCCGUCUUUCAAUUAGAAUCAUCUACAAAGGCUUUGUUUCGUGAUGGGUGUGGCUUUAAUUACCUUAUCUCUGUCCUUACUUCCUUAUAUGGCAGUCUCGGACCCUCAAGGGGAAAACCCUGGGGAAAUGUUAAAAAGGCGGACAUUUUAAACUUGAUACAGCUGGUUUUUACCGUACUGACAGUGGCAAUGCAGGAUGACCCAGCAAAUAAGCUAUUCUUUGAAACCAACAUUCAGUUUGAUAGUUUUUCUGAGCCCCUUAAAUUGCUCGGUUGUUUUGCUCACGACAUUGAGCAAUGCCAGUCAAUCAACACUCACCUCUCUCCAGUUAAAGACUCCGCCCAGUCCAUAGAAUCAGAGUUCCAGCCCUUAUCUCCACCUGCUCAAAACCUCCCGACUUCCUCGUUCAUUUUCUGUGCGGCAGAGAUAUUUCGUUACUUGCGAGACAUGGCCCUGGGGAUUCCCCUCUCUCAGUCCAAGCCUUUGCUUCGUCUGGCCCCCUCCAGCUCCACCUCUCCUCAACGUACGGCCGUCACGUCAUCAGCCACGCCCAUUUUGAGUCACGGGCCAUCUCACGAUAGUGGACAGCCCAAGAAGUUUUAUUCGGGUUACCUGGUUCACCCUGGUGCUGUACUCUGUCUGAUGGAUCUGUUACCAGCCAUUGAUUAUGAUAGCAUUAUAGGGCGGAGCCUGAGCACUGCUCCAGACACGCCCACUAUUGGAGGAAGUGAAUGGAAUGAAGAUGAUGAAGUUGGAAUAUCGGAAGGAAGACAGUGGUGUCUAUAUCUUCAAGACUGUGUCGUGAGACAGAUAUACAAUAUUGCUGGAUCUGAAAGAAACCAACAGUCGUUAUGUCAAGUUGGUCUACCCGGUCGACUUUUAUUAAGAUGUGGGAGUGGUUUGUCUGAUGAGGCACAUCCUCUUCAUGAAGCUCUUGAGCGAACGUUUGAGAAACUUUCAUAUCAAUCACUGACCCCGGCAGAUUUUAGGAAUUUCUUAAGAUUAGGUGAUCCCUUAUGCUGUAAGAUUAAUGAUUAUACAAUUGAGGAACUAUCAAGUAUUGCUGAGUCCAAAGAAAGAGAGGAAGAGGUAGGAGAGGGUCUUUGUGAAACAGAAGAAGAUAAAGAAAGUCCUGGUGAGACAGAGGAACCUGCAGGACAGACAUUGAAAGACAAGUUAGGUCAGCCUCUCUCCUUGGCAAGGAUACAGAGUCUUGUUUCAAUGACAACGCCACGCGAUGGCAUAUUGUACGGAGGUAACAAGUUUGGUUGUUCCUCUCCUCCUUUUAUCGAGUUUGAUAUGAGUUUGGAUGGAUUUGGAUGCCUUUUUCUACCCAGUGUAUUCCCACAGACUGUGUCUCAGUCUACCCAGUCUAAUGCUACCACGAGUGUCUCUACCACUGGGUUUGGUCUAGGGGAACGUCCCUUUCCCCCUAGCAAUGGACUAACCUAUUCCACCUGGUUCUCCAUGUGCAGUGUCACACCUGACGAGACUCAUCCUGUUAAUUUCCUAACUCUCUCUCAGUGCUUCCUUACGACCGAGAAGAGUCUUGCCAGCUAUCCUCUCCUCCGUAUGUACCUGGCCAUUGGAGAGAAGAAACUUUACGUGUCUACACAAAUACCCAGGAAUAAGAGAGACCCUGUCAUUGAGGAUUAUAUUCAUAAAGAUGACAGGAAGGAGAAGAAUCUAGAGGUCUCGUUUGAUGUUCCACAGUUGUGCCAUGCAUCACAAGGCAUGUGGCAUCAUGUCCUCAUUACAGUACAGGCCAAAGGUCUCCGUGGUAAAGCUAAGGCAUUGGUCUAUGUUGAUGGAAAGGCUGUUGGGAGCUCACAAAAACUUCCUUAUAUCCAUCCUCUUCCUCUUGCAGUUGGAAACCAUUUUCUUCCCUUUCCUUCCGACAGUUCUCCCUUUCUAAUUAAUGCCCAUAUUGGUACCCACGUAGACAAUCGUCACAUUAAUCCCCUUGUCUAUCGGACCGGCCCCUCCUACUUGUUUGACGAGCCUCUACAACCACUGGCUGUACAUCAUAUUUUUAUACUGGGUCCGAACUAUGUCGGAUCAUUUCAGAACCCUGUUCCAGGAAGCAUGUCCUCCAGUAUGUACACAGAGUCAUUGGGUCAACAGGUAUCAGAGGAGAGGAUAGUGUUUGGGUUGAUUGCUGAUCGACCGUCAAACCACACCCUCUCAGAGCUAGUCAACACUUACCAGUACAGUGGCUAUGAUGUAUCUACCAUUGCUAGAGAGUUGUCGCUAUCAGAUAAAGAUGAAGUCACUCCAGUUACAUUACUCAGUAACAGUGUCCUUCAUCUGAUUGGUCCUGCUAGAUGCAUUGGUGCCGUCGUCUGUGGCUAUUCUGGUAUAAGAACGUUUGAGCCACAACCUCUUCGUAAUCUUUUAUCAGCAGUGGGCGGUACUAGUGUCGUCCUUGGUCUUGUUGCCAUGGCAGCUAAUGUUGAUAGUCUUUAUGCUGCAAUGAAGGCCGUGGUCUGUAUAGUAGGCAAUAACGACAGGGCAUUGAAAGAAAUGGAGAGAACAGGAGGUUUCAAGUUAUUGGGUAUGCUGUUAAGAGACAAGAGCUCUCUUGUUAAUAGCAACAUACUUCAUUUAACUUUCACUUUGGUUGGUACCGUUGAUAAUGAACAUGAAAGUGCUAGGAUAUCUAAUGUGAUUGCCUUCAAAGACCUACUAGCAGAUCAGUCAAUAUGGAAGAAUACAAGCGAGGAUAUUCAAAAGUCGCUCUGUCAGCAUUUCUAUGAUCUCUUGACACAUAGCAAUGAUCAGGUCACUAAUGCUCAUACAAUGCUUCAUGUUAAGUUAGUUCAAGAGCUGUUGACUCGUCUUCACGAUCACAGUCUCUCCGAUCACACGAUAAAAUCAAUGAUUAACGUGAUCAAUGCUCUCUUCUCUCACGGACCAUCUGAUGAAGACAUUAGGAGGUUUGGACAGCUCCUCAGUAGUCUCUUACCUCGUGAUCAUGAGUCAGAGACCUCAGUUGAUCUUUAUGGCCAGGAAACUCCUCCCACUCCGAGAGAAGCAGGUGGGAGAGAGGGAGGGGAGGAGACACACCCACAGGUAGUGAAACAAGAGAAGAAAAGCAAGAGAUUGAUAAGACUACGGAACCUACUGCUUGAUGUGCUAAUGAGCCACUUUACAACUGAGAGGAAUGAAUUUGACUCAAAGUUUGCUCGUCAAGUUGUAUCAACUCUUGGUUUUGACUGGUUCCUAUUGUUUCUACAGCCACAGGUGCACAGGGAGAACGUUAUAAAACUUCUCAGGAUGUUAGUCCUAAUAUUACUGAGUGACUCAAAACUGAGAAAGAACUUCACCAACGGUGAUAUAUUUGGUGGGUGGCUGCACGGAAUGCGUACAGUACUGCCCGACUAUUCUGAUGAAAUACAUAAAAUCAUACUCUUUUCACUGUCGCCCGAUACAAGACCUGAAGUCUCGAUACCAGGGCCGAUAAUCCUCUCUAGACUACUACCGUAUCAUCUCUCGUCACCGCAGACAUUCUUACUGAUCAUUGGACUACUGCUGGGGACACCAGUUACUGAGAUACCUUACACUGCCCCUCUAACCAUCGAUUCCCUCUCUUCCAUAUUUGACAUAUCCCACAACAGUAAAUCAACUCAAAGGGCCAACAGUAGGCUAUAUCCUGAUGCAGUGUUCGUCCUACUGGCAAUGAUAAGGCUCCUACUCCAUGAGGAUAAGCCCGAGUCUCACAAUAAAGCAUUAGUUGUUAUCAAGUAUCUUGAACAAAUAUACACUAAUCUUCCUUCAUUCAGGAACACUCUCUCAACUAGUCAGGACUUUAUAGAAGCACUUGCUGCUACUCUCUUUCCUCCUAAUAUCCUCAUGAAUGUUGAAGAGGAGGAGACUCGAGGAGGAGAUUUGGAUGAUGAUUUUGUUAUUUUAUCAUCUCCAGUAUCAAAGGAUCCUCCAUUAAAAGAUGAUGAACUAGCCACUAAGGAUGAAGAGACAAUAGCUCCUUCAACUCUUUCAAAAGGAGAAGGAGGAGCCAGUAGUAGUAAUGUUAUCCCUGCUCUUAUGAGGCAUGAUUCAUCAGCAGUCCUCAACAUUAUCAAGUUAUUGCGAAUGAUUGCACUUGAUGGAUUUAAGACUUGCACAAUACAAGGGAAAUCAGGUAAUGCUUAUGAUUGUCCAGUAUUGGAGAUGGUGUUAGAAGCUGCUCCUGUUGGUACGACCGACUACAUCAAAGCAUACCAAACUAUAAUACUACACGCCAUCAGUAAACACUUGGAAGCUGGAAACGAAGACAUCUCUGUCACCCUCAAAGAGAUCGGACAAUUCAAUAAGACCUCGAUCGGACUUGGAGUCUUUUGUAAUCGCCUCAUCGAUAAACUAUGGCAAGGGGUGUAUUCUAAACCUACUGAUUAUUUGUACUCAUUUCUCAAGAAGCUAGUAGAACAAGCUCUGACUAGACCUAAACUGCUACCACUGAAUGAGAUACAGUCAUCCUUCAACAGGUUAAUACUCUACCAGUUAUCGGCAGUCCCAGACACUGAGCCGGAACAAAAGGAGUUUGUCGACACGCUCUGUCUCCUCUCCUCUCACUCUCACGUCAUUUUUGACGAGACGAACUCAGACGAGACUUUCCUACGCUGUCUCGUUUAUCGACUUUUAGCUCUCGUUUUUACGGAAGGAGAGUGUCGACAAGGAGGCGAGUAUCAUUCUGCUACUGAUCUGGAAAGUGGAGCCAGUGAUAGGAGCAGUAGACGUAUCCGUGGCUACGUACCCAUACUCUCGUCCUCUUUGCUGAAGAGUGGAGCUAAUAGACUUUGGAGCAAGAUGCUUGAACACAAGCGAGAGGCACUCCAGGGUGUCCUGGGCAUUCCGUUACCAUUAGCCUCUAGUAGCAGUACAGCUGCUAUAGCUACUACUGGAGCAACUGGUAGUCCUUCAAGUGCUGCUGGGGGUACUGGACCACCUGUACAGCUCUCGAUUGGUAACCCUGCCCAUACUAAGCUCCAAAACUGCAAGGAGUUUCUUGAAGACAGAUCACUAGAGAAAUGCUGGGAAGACUUCAAGCAACAAGAAGAAUACAUUGCUCCUGCAUCAGAUCAAGCCUCUACCAAGGAGAGAGGGCUAUUGAAGACCCUGCUGAAGAGAAAGACGACAAGAAUCAGUGGGAGGGACCCAAGACUAGUGGCAGAAGAGUAUGUCUGCUGGCAGGAGCCACAGCUAACGGUGGCCUCUCACAAGUUUGAGGACGCAAUGCAAAGAAAAUAUCAAAGACAUUUAGAUUACAAGAUAAGAUUCACUUCAUCAGAGUGGGCUAGGAUUGAACACGAGCUGACAAGGGAGAGGGGGCUAUGGGGACCUGACAAACCAUCUUUCCUUGAUAAAUGGAUGCUAGACUCCGUUGAGGGCCCUAGUAGAAUGAGGAAAAGAUUGUGUCGGAAUUAUUUAUUUUAUGAGAAAUAUUGUUACGAUCCACUGCUAGAGUCAAAUAAGGGUGGUAAGCACCAGAAUCCCACUAGCUAUCAUUCUCCUCUUUAUGAAGCUCGGUCCGCCAUAUUCUCUGAUUCUUCUCUCCUCUCUCAUUCCUUCUCUUCUCCACCAUCUCAUAUCGCCAUGACAACCCCCCGUGCCAGGGAAAGCUCUUUCUCUUCCACUCAACAGAACAAUCCGCUCUCAGGAUUAGAUGAAGGUGCUAACAGAGCUGAUAUUCUUAGUUCUCUUGACAAUGAUGACCCUGUGGCUAGAGCACUGUUUAAAAUGAUUGAUGAACCUAUCACAGAGUGUCACCAGUGUGCAAGACUGACUGGCCUUGACAGCUGGGAUGGUCUCCUAUUGUUCGGCAGUACCUCUUUCUAUGUUGUUGAAGGAAUCACUAUUACAAAGGACAGCAAUGUAGUUGAUAUUGAAUCAGCGACUGAUGGUAGCUAUGAUCCUGUUAUACCAGUCCAUGUACAAAGUAACCUCCUACAGACUGGAGAAAAAAGAACUAUACAGUGUACUAAGUGGUCUUAUGUUGAGAUCAGGGAGGUACACAAGAGACGGUAUUUGCUGCGUCAUUGUGCAAUGGAAGUGUUCUCUAAUGACGGACAGAGUCUCUUCUUGAUAUUCCAUUUGGCACAGAGAGACAGGAUAUAUCAGAAGUUGUUUUCUCUUGCAAGGCCGUCGGAUCAAGAGCAUUUACUGCUGAUUGAUCCAGAAAUGAAUCCAGAGUCAGUCUCAAGCUUCUUCUCAGUCAUUACAGGAAAGAAGAGUCUCAUGCAGAAAUGGGAGAAUGGUGAGAUAUCAAAUUUCACUUACUUGAUCCACCUUAACACACUUGCUGGUCGAUCCUACAAUGACCUGAUGCAGUAUCCUGUCUUCCCUUGGGUUGUCGCUGACUAUGAUAGCCCAGUUUUGGAUUUAAGUGAUCCAAAAACAUUUAGAGAUUUUAGUCUUCCAAUGGGCGCCCAGACAUCAAAGAGACUGAAGAUGUUUAUUGAGAGGUACAAAUACUUUGAAGAUCCCAUGGGUGAAGUAUCAGAUCCUUACUAUUAUGGUACUCAUUACUCGUCCGCAAUGUCGGUUGCUUCGUUUCUCGUCAGGAUGGAACCUUUCACUCAGCAUUUCAUCAAACUCCAGGGAGGCCAUUUUGAUUUAGCUGAUCGCAUGUUUCACAGCAUACCUGAAGCAUGGAGGUCAGCCAGCGAGAGCAACAUGGCCGACAUCAAGGAACUGAUACCCGAGUUCUUCUAUCUGCCGGACUUCCUCACUAACACCAACCAAUAUGACUUAGGCAUUAAACAGAAUAUGGAGGAGCUAGGAGAUAUUAUACUACCCCCCUGGUCUAAAGGAGAUCCAUUGGAGUUCAUUAGAGUCAACAGAGAAGCUUUGGAGUCGGAUUAUGUCUCCGCCCAUCUUCACGAGUGGAUCGAUUUGAUAUUCGGUUAUAAGCAACAAGGAAAGGAUGCAGAGAAAGCUCACAACAUAUUUCAUCCUUUAUUUUAUGAAGGAACUAUUGACAUUGAUACCAUUGACGAUCCUGUAAGACGAAAUGCUGUCAUUUCUUUUAUACACAACUUUGGUCAAAUGCCUAAGCAGCUCUUCAAGCGUCCUCAUCGAAGCCGUAAGGUUUUCACUGGGACUGCAAUUGGAAACCCGACCAUCGACCAGUCGGCCAUUGGGAACCUAAUCCCGCAAGUAUUCUUUAAAAACUUGGCGCAAUUACUUCCUUCUAAAGAACCCAUUAAAACUAUUCGAGGUGAAGUGGGUCAAAUGAUAGUCACCACUUCGGACAAGCAGCUGCUGAUAGUUGAGAAGCGGAAACUGCUCCUUCCCCCAAACUAUACUCGCUAUUUCUCAUGGGGCUAUCUUGAUCACAGUGCUAGGAUAGCGUCAGUUGAAGGAGAUAAGGUGAUAUCAGUAUUUGAAGGACUACAGCAAGGAAGGAUACUGUGCACAGCUGCUCUUGAUGAGAAUGUACUCCUAACUGCUGGAGAAAAUACAAUAGUCUAUGUGUGGAAUCUAAAAUCAGGUGGUCCUAAGGAGAGAGUUCCCUCCAGUUUAUCACUUAAGCACACCCUCCAUGGGCACACAGGUCCAAUACUAUGUCUAGCAACCUCUAGUUCUUAUAAUAUUAUCGUCUCAGGCUCAAAAGAUAGGACGUGCAUUAUUUGGGACAGUAAUAAGUUGUUGUUUGUGAGACAGUUGUGUGGUCACCAGUCUCCAGUUACCAUAGUCAACAUUAACCAACUCAGUGGUAAUAUAGUGUCAUGUACUCGUAAUGAUAUAAGGCUGUGGACGGUCAAUGGUGUACUCCUAGCUAGGGCUGAGCUAACAAUUACCGGAAACUUUAGGCUACUUUGCUGUGCUGUCUCUGAAAUGUUUGAAUGGGAUAAUGACAAUGUGAUAUUAACAGGCUCUACUGAUGGAGUUGUCAGACUAUGGCGUCUUGAAUAUGAUAGGGACAAUGACCGUAUGGCCUCUUCCGCCUCUCCUUAUCCGACCACACCUCCCUCUACUUAUAUAGACACUGACUACCCGAACAUAUCUUCACCGAUUUCAACAAAAGCGCCUGCAAAACUAGCGAGACCGGUGGCCCACGAGUCUGAGAGCUCUGAAGACAAAUUGGAUGAGAUUUCUGACACUGAGAGUAGCUCUGAUGCUUUUAGAAGAACAGGCAGUGACGAGGACUUACCCGAAUCAAUGGAUGAACCGGAAUCAAACAAAGAAGAGGAGGAGAAGGAGGAAGAGAGAAAAAGAGGAGAAGAAUUAAAGAAAGAAAGACAACCGAGUGUCUCUACUGAAGACAUGGGGAUUAGUCGUUACGUUGAAGAGGCAAAGCAACGCGCUAAAGUUUUAAGAGAGAAAACUGGUUACUGGAGACGCAAACUUGUACUGGCACACACUCUUACUAUGCAUACGUCUUUUCAAAGACAGGACAAUACUUCACCUGCUGGAGUAUCCUGUAUCACUGUAUCAAAGGAUCAUAGGAGAUUGUACAUUGGCGAUACACGAGGCAGAGUAUUUAGUUGGUCUGUCACUGAUAGUCCUGGUGGAGUGAUGGAGCACUGGAUAUUGGAUGAUGCCGUGAGCGGUUGUAUGAGAUGCAAUAUGGAGUUUACUAUCACUGAGAGGAAGCAUCACUGCAGAGAUUGUGGAAAGAUAUUCUGCUCGAGAUGUAGCGAUUAUCAAAUUGAGAUAGAGCGUCUGAAAAUUAGCAAGAAGGUUCGUGUCUGCGUUGACUGUCACGACAAAAUAAAGCAACAGCAACAGCAACAACAGUUUGUUGCUUGAUUUUAAUAAUGAUAUUUUAAAUUUUGUAUAUUAGAUUAUAAUUUUAAAUAAUUUUAAUAACUACU
Amphimedon queenslandica is the source of this 10879-nucleotide messenger RNA. RefSeq names its product WD repeat and FYVE domain-containing protein 3-like. The transcript has 61 exons. The record is from RefSeq and is a predicted model, not a curated record. The coding region runs from base 90 to 10814 and encodes 3574 amino acids. Gene Ontology annotation, molecular function: metal ion binding; protein binding. Lineage: Eukaryota; Metazoa; Porifera; Demospongiae; Haplosclerida; Niphatidae.